Molecule: messenger RNA, 1128 nt
Organism: Ipomoea nil (Japanese morning glory)
Lineage: Eukaryota; Viridiplantae; Streptophyta; Magnoliopsida; Solanales; Convolvulaceae
Product: alcohol dehydrogenase-like 3
Exons: 9
Coding region: 277-1041 (254 amino acids)
Biological process (GO): formaldehyde catabolic process
Cellular component (GO): cytosol
Molecular function (GO): S-(hydroxymethyl)glutathione dehydrogenase [NAD(P)+] activity; zinc ion binding
Source: RefSeq, a predicted model, not a curated record
UUAUAUUCUUCAUUGAAUUGGUAUAUAUAUAUAUAUAUAUGUAUCGAUCUGAUCUGUAGCUUUAAUUUGCAGAACGAAGCCCAACGUGUUUUCCCUCGAAUUCUCGGACACGAAGCCUCUGGGGUGGUUGAAAGUGUGGGGGAAGGGGUGGGGGACUUGAAACCGGGAGACCACGUCGUACCAAUCUUCAACGGGGAAUGCGGCGACUGCGCCUACUGCAAAUCCGACAAGACCAAUCUGUGCAAAGAUUUUCGGGUCAGUCCUUUCAAGAGUACGAUGAUUAAUGACGGCAAGUGUCGGUUUUCCAGCAAAGAUGGGAACCCCAUCUAUCAUUUCCUCAACGCUUCUACAUUUACACAGUACACUGUUCUUGAUUCCGCCUGUGUACUCAAGCUCGACCCAAUGGCUCCCCUCAAAACCAUGACUUUGCUUAGCUGUGGAGUUUCUACCGGACUUGGAGCCGUGUGGAACACCGCUGACGUUCAAGCCGGAGAGACAAUUGCUGUUUUUGGCCUCGGAGGUGUUGGUUUGGCUGUUGUGGAAGGUGCACGAAUUAGAGGUGCGUCAAAAAUUAUCGGAGUCGACACCAAUUCUAAGAAACGUAUUAAAGGUGAAGCUGUUGGAAUUACUCAUUUCAUAAACCCAAAGGAACUUGACAAACCAGUUCACGAGGCAAUUCACGAAAUGACCGGAGGUGGUGUGCACUAUAGCUUUGAGUGUGUCGGAGACCUCGAUGUCUUCCGCGACGCAUUCUUGUCGACCAGUGACGGUUGGGGAUUGACGGUGAUUCUAGGGAUCCAUACGAGCCCAAGGAUGCUAUCUCUCCACCCGAUGGAGCUAUUUGACGGGCGGAGGGUGGUGGGGUCGGUCUUCGGCGACUUCAAAGGAAAGUCACAACUGCCUCAUUUUGCCAAACAAUGCAUGCAAGGGGUGGUUAAGCUGGAUGAAUUCAUCACCCACGAAAUGGAAUUUCAACAGAUAAAUGACGCCUUCCAGCUGCUUAUUGAAGGAAAAUCAAUGCGUUGUCUUCUUCAUCUUUGAUGCAUUUUCUCAGGAAAUUGGCAAACAUUAUAUUGAUGCAAAAAUUUUAUAUUUUCAAUGAAAACAUUAUAAAUUAUUGUGAUUUUU